Molecule: messenger RNA, 4445 nt
Organism: Chelmon rostratus (copperband butterflyfish)
Lineage: Eukaryota; Metazoa; Chordata; Actinopteri; Chaetodontiformes; Chaetodontidae
Gene: st7l
Product: suppression of tumorigenicity 7 like
Exons: 15
Coding region: 2-1624 (540 amino acids)
Molecular function (GO): protein binding
Source: RefSeq, a predicted model, not a curated record
CAUGGAGGACACCGCUGGUAGUAAUCCCCAAUCUCUCGGAUUUACAGAGAAAUUAAAGUCUUGGCUCUCUUGGUCAUGGACUUACGUGUGCUUCAUUUGGUUCGGCAUGGUGCUGAUCAUGAUAUACGUCCUGUGGAGCCCCCUGAAACUGCAGGAAACUCUUACCUCAGCCUCAGUGUUUUUGAAUACACUGACCCCCAAAUUUUAUGUGGCUCUCACUGGAACCUCCUCUCUCAUCUCUGGACUCAUCCUUAUAUUUGAGUGGUGGUAUUUUCGUAAAUAUGGGACCUCGUUCAUUGAACAAGUGUCAGUGAGCCACCUGCGUCCUCUCCUGGGUGGAGUGGAGAGCAGCUCCUCGACUGGUCUGUUCACAUCAGUUAAUGGAGAGGCAGAGCCUAGGCCCAGUGUUUCAGAGUGUAAGGUCUGGAGGAACCCUUUGAAUCUGUUCAGAGGGGCAGAAUACAACAGAUACACCUGGGUAACAGGGAAGGAACCCUUAACGUACUAUGAUAUGAACCUCUCUGCUCAAGACCAUCAGACCUUCUUCACAGGAGACACUCCACAGUUAAGGCCAGAAGAUGCUGUGAUGCAGAAAGCCUGGAGAGAGAGAAAUCCUCAAGCCAGGAUCAGAGCAGCUUACCAGGCCAUAGAAAUGAAUCACGAAUGUGCUGCAGCCUAUGUGCUCCUAGCAGAGGAAGAAGCCACAACUAUCACAGAAGCUGAACGCCUCUUCAAAAAAGCAUUAAGUAUCGCUGGAAAAGAUAUCAACUUACUGGUAUACAUUAAACGCAGACUGGCAAUGUGUGCACGCAAGCUGGGACGGAUUAAAGAAGCAGUAAAAAUGAUGAGAGAUUUAAUGAAGGAGUUCCCACUGUUGGGAAUGUUAAAUAUACAUGAAAACCUCUUGGAGGCACUUCUAGAGCUUCAGGCAUAUGCUGAUGUCCAAGCAGUCCUUGCCAAAUAUGAUGACAUCAGCUUGCCAAAAUCAGCCACUAUAUGCUACACAUCUGCGCUGUUGAAAGCGCGGGCUGUAUCAGAUAAGUUCUCUCCAGAGGCUGCAUCACGACGAGGGCUAAGCACAGCAGAGAUGAACGCAGUGGAGGCCAUACACAGAGCCGUUGAAUUCAAUCCACAUGUGCCAAAGUACUUACUGGAGAUGAAGAGCUUGAUCCUGCCUCCAGAGCACAUCCUGAAGAGGGGUGACAGCGAGGCAGUGGCAUAUGCUUUCUUCCACCUGCAGCACUGGAAGAGGGCAGAGGGAGCCUUAAACCUACUACACUGCACCUGGGAGGGCACCUUCCGGAUAAUUCCCUACCCACUGGAGAAGGGUCACCUGUUUUACCCCUACCCAGGAUGCACAGAAACAGCAGAUAGGGAACUACUGCCCUCAUUCCACGAGGUGUCUGUGUACCCAAAGAAAGAGCUUCCCUUCUUCAUCCUCUUCACAGCAGGCCUUUGCUCUUUCACUGCCAUGCUGGCCAUGCUCACACAUCAGUUCCCCGAGCUCAUGGGUGUCUUUGCCAAAGCAUUCUUCAGCACACUCUUUGCACCCCUGGGUUUCUUUGCAGACAAGAUGGAAAGCUUCAUGCCGUCCAGUUUUUGGCACCAGCUGACUCGAAUCUGACCCCAUCUCACACACACACACGCACACACACACACACACACACACACACACACACGCACCGAUACAACUCCAAACCCUCAGACAAAAAGUGUUUGCUCUCCUGUCUUCAGCAUUACUGUCCACUUGCUGCAUUGUUACUGAUUAUGUUAGCUGAGGUUGUAUCAACAUGCCAAUACCACUCUUAAGAUGCUCUCCCACACUGUUCCAGCAGUUUUUCCAAGACCACAUUUAGUGAAUACCAUUUGCAACAAUUUCACAGGGUCGUUUGCUGGUCAUUAUGCUAGCACUAGGCAAUUUAAAGUUUUUUAAGUAUCCCACAAAGCCUGGCUGCAGAUUUUUUGAACACAAAUCAAAUUAGGAAUUUUUCAGAGGUGCUCCUCUGUUCCAUCUUAGUAAUAAAACAAGUCAUGAAAAAAGUUGAAACUGCAUGUUUUUAAUGCUCCUCUGGCUGUCUAGUGAGAUGAGUUUGAGCCAGUAUGGUGGUCUGACAGCAGGAAACAGAGACAACAUGAACGUGAUGGAUGACUAGAAUAUUUUUUCCUCCAAAAUUAUUUAUAUGCAUCAAAAAAAUCCCAUCAGGUAUUUGGGAUAGGAACCUAUGUGUCCUAUCUCAACCCUCCGUGCCCUGCAGACAUCCAGUGGGGCAGAUUUAAAAGUCUGUAAGGCCUCCUAAAAACAGAGCAGUGAUUUACAGCCUCGAAGUGCCUGCAGUGUAUACAACGCCUCUGCAGUUCAGCAGUUGUUACCAUGGCAUGACACCUCAGCACUAUAUCACUGGGGCAACCGCGGCCCUUGCAACAUUGAGAUGUAAAUGGAUCAUCACUGGUCACAGUUAAGCCUCUCAUGGCAUUACUCAUUUGUGCUGAUUGCACUACAGAAUGUUAGAGGUCAGGGUGUUGGUCAACUUCUCUCAUCGGCAAACAAAAACGAAAGAGGCAGUCGUCAUGCAAGCCGUGUUUUUACGCGUAUAUUGAAGAAUCACAGUAAAAAAGUUUGAUGGGAACAGCAAAAUUCGACAAAACGUACUGAAUUUCACAAACAAGUUUUUACGUCUGUGUCUACGGGAGAUUGAAACGCCUUUUCUGUUCUGACGUAGUGAACAUUUAACAUGACUUAUCAGCUGUUUCCGCCCCAAGAGAAGAAGAAGAAGCAAUUUCAUGCAAAAACAUGGCUGGUAGUAGCAACAGUGUGUGAAAUCUGUGUGUGGACCUCGUUGUUCCACACACAGAUAUACAAAUCCAACACUGUCUUUGAUUGGCUUACUGUGAUAUUCUAACACUCCUUGUGCCUAAACCCAACCAAUGAAGGCAACAAGUAGUAGCCAGUCAGAGGCAGAGUAGGGCGGGUCAUGCCUUCCCCAUAGUUGCAUUUGUAAUUAAGUGGUCCACACCUGCUCUUCUUUGAGAUUUAUUGGCUCGCAACCUCUACUUCUUCUACUCUGUUUGUUCCAGCCAUGCGUAACAUAGCCUGUGCCGCUAACUUCUGACAAAACUGCUCUGUGUAGCCGAGCUCAUUCGCUUCAGCCCAGUUAAUGGAAGCACACCUAAUUGGCAUUUUCUCUUUUUUUGUGACAUUUCAAAAGUUAGCUUCAAAACACGGCUACUGAGAAUCAGCUGGCACAGGCAAAGUAAGUAAAGCUGUAAUACACAGGAUCACAGUAGUUCUGAAUACACUGUAUUAGAGUGACAUUAUCCCUUAUGAGCCCUGAGAGAAACAGAAAAAUUGUUAAAAUUAAAAGUCAUGCACAGACAUACUGUACAAAGUAAGAAUUAUUUUACUUCCUAUGUGCAAAAACUCUGCCUUUGACUGUGUCUGUUCAUUUUGCCAGAAAGGGAGCUUAACAUAAGAUGAGACAUCAGAGUUACCUUGUUGUGAAGUAUAAAGCAAAAACUGGCUGAUAAUGUAAUGACCUGUCAGUGCCUGGUUCGAAAUCCUAAUAAAGCCUGUAAAUGUAAUUUAUUGUACAUUCUAAUAAUCAUGAAAAAUGUGAUGAUUGAAGUUUAUUAAAAAAAGAAAACAUUUACAGAUGAGAUAGAGGAUGAUAGUAUGAUGUCACGUCAUCCCAACCUUUUAUUACAUUAACAUAUUUAUCACAUUUUAAACCACUUAAGGCAGACAUGUUUACUACACAUUUACCACACAGUUAUUACAUUAUUGGUGCAGCAAUUUUGAAUUCAUACCCCAUGAUGUACUUUAAGUGACAUUAUACUGACAACUCCACUCCACAUGUAAACAAAGUGACAAAGUGCCUUUUAGUACAUCACAAUUGUAAAACACCAAUUUGGUAUUUACCGCACCUCUAAUAUGUCUCAAGUUCAGCAACAACUCUGUUUAACUUUGACAGAUCAAAUUUGAUAAACAGAUGCCUUCAAACAUUUGAAUUCAAAACCGAACGAUCAGAUAGAGCAGCAAGAGGAACAAUUACUUAUGAAAAAGUAGAAAAUGACAAGCUGGCUAUGAUACAACAGCACAAAAUUUGCGUCACUACAGCAUGUUUUCAGUAACUAAGCUGCAAAGACUCUGUUUCACGUUUCACUCUGGCCUGUAAUAUUUGUCUGUUUAAAUUUGUGACACUUGAAAUGUCUCAUUUUAAAGUGUGCAGCCGAAAUGUAACAGCACAUGCUGAAGACAGGAGAAUGUUUGAACAGAUGUAACUACCCUUGGAUGAGUUUGAAAGCAAAACUCAGAAUAAAUUACUCUUUCAGUCCAUUUUCCUUCUGUGGUAUUUGUUUUUGUUGCCGUUAUAUUGUUCUAGAAAUACUGAACAGGUAUUUUCUGAAUGUGCAGAUUUAGACAAAACAAAUUGGGGCUGUAACGAAAA